GGUACCAAAAGGGAGAUAAUCUCAAAACUGUUACGUGAUGGCUUCAUCAGGGAUAAAGAAGGAGGAGAGCACCACCAAACCUGGAGAAGAAGAAUUUGGGUACCUUCCGCCUCCUCGAGAACUACUGUAUCGCGAAGAGGGUGUUAAAGAAAAGCUUUUGAGGAAGACAAAAGAAAACCCUUUUGUGCCAAUUGGUGUGCUUGUGACAACUUUCGCUCUGAGUUAUGGACUGUGGCAAAUGAAGACUGGCAACAAAAGGAUGUCACAGAAUAUGAUGCGUCUUCGAAUUGUUGGCCAAGGUUUCACCGUAAUGGCCGUUUUAGCAGGUGUUGCGUAUGGAGCAUCUGGCACGAAGCCCAGUAAUUAACAACAACAACAACAACAACAACAACAAAAAAUGACCCUUUCGGAACAACACAGUACUCUAAAAUGGUAUUCUUUGUACAUGUUGGAUUUAUUUCUUGCUCUGAGCAAGAGUUAUAUCUGUUAACAGGAAACAGGAAGUUCACAUCAAUUUGACCUGUUUACAGAUCAUAAGAUCACAGAAGCAGAGUGAGCACGCAUAGUUAGUAGGGCAAUCGUUUAAUUUGAUUGAAAUUGUUUGGUACCAAAUAACAUUAUCUUCAGAAAUGUUCUAUAUGUGGAUAGAUAUAACUUUCAAAUAUAUUUGUUAGUAUGAAACUGUACUAAGUAUCAAAAUUUUAAAUGACAUUUUGUCAUCCUUAAACUUUUUGUGAUCUAAAAGUACUUUUCAUAUGCAAACUGUUGUUUUUUAGUAUGGGCUGCACAUCUACAUUUCAUUUACAUUGAGUUUGAUAAAGCAGUAUGAACAUAAUAGAAAUGAACAUAAAUGUUUUUACUCUUAAACAUUAUCAGAUAUAUUAGAGUUAACCAAAAAAAAAAAAAAUGUAUAAUAGAGAAUUGUUGUCGACUCUCUUGUCCGAAAACAUAUCUGUUAACAUAUUAGGUUACAUUAAAAGUAUUCUUGUUACAAAUGUAAAAUAUUUAUGCAGUAUACAAGCCUCUUAGCAAGUAAGAAUUAGAAUAUUAUUGAUGUAUUAAUUAAAAGACAUACAACUUGUUAUAAAGACUAAGGAGGGAUUAACAUUUUUGGGAGAGGGGGUUGUAUCCUUGUAGUAUGGUACAUAAUAUUCAAAAACAGUAUAAUUAAAACUGCAUUAAUAAAUGUAGGUUAUAAAUCUGUUGCUUAUGAAAUGCUUGAGGGAACAGUUAUGCAAUUAUUUCAACUUUUUUAAUCCUGUGUUUAUUGUAGAGUGAGCUGACCAGAUGUGUUCUCUUCCCACUCUGAUAUGCUUGGAAUUCACAUGUUGUGAAAUGUGCAAUGGUCAUGAAAGAGAGGAGGAGCGUGCAUGUGUGUGUAUGUAUAUAUAUGUAAACUAUGUGUAGAAGAGAGCACAGAAUUGAUCAUCAUAAAGAGAAGAAAAAUGUGUCUCCAAAUAUAUUUAUUUUAGAAUUGAUGAAAAAUCUAUUAUUCACCAGAGGAAAUGGAGAUCUGUUGUCUGAAAAAGUCUGCUAACAUAUUAAGUCGCAUUAGAAGUAUUGGGUAACUUCAGAAGAGAGUUCAUAUUUGUUUUUUGUUAGCAUUUGAAAUGCACUAGAAUGUCCUUCCUUAUGAUAUAAAAGCUACAAUAAAAACAGUAAAGUAUAAAGAGUGUCACUGUUGUAAUCUUAACGUGUACUUUUGAUUAAUUUUAAACAUUGUGUGCACACACAGGCAUGUUUGGUUGCCAUGGUGGAGGGAAAGGAUUAAAUGUGAUUUCUUGACAA
Molecule: messenger RNA, 1788 nt
Organism: Pomacea canaliculata
Lineage: Eukaryota; Metazoa; Mollusca; Gastropoda; Architaenioglossa; Ampullariidae
Product: HIG1 domain family member 2A, mitochondrial-like
Exons: 2
Coding region: 38-367 (109 amino acids)
Biological process (GO): mitochondrial respirasome assembly
Cellular component (GO): mitochondrion
Source: RefSeq, a predicted model, not a curated record